Cryptomeria japonica (Japanese cedar) is the source of this 744-nucleotide messenger RNA. RefSeq names its product putative UPF0481 protein At3g02645. The record is from RefSeq and is a predicted model, not a curated record. Bases 1 to 744 code for a protein of 247 amino acids. The transcript is spliced from 2 exons. NCBI's taxonomy places the organism in Eukaryota, Viridiplantae, Streptophyta, Pinopsida, Cupressales, Cupressaceae.
AUGUAUACAUUCCAGAAAGCGCGGAAUCGUGAUGAAGUGGACGUAAUCGUACCAUUUGAGGAAAAUAAGCGCUCUGAUUCUGCUGAACAAGGGAAAUCAAAUCAAAAUCAAAUUAUAUCCCAAUCUCCCAUGGAAGACCAGUGGACUGCCAAUGUCGAAAAUGGGUUUCACAACCAGAAUCUGAAUUCCGUCCGAAGAUCUGAGAAGGUGUCGAUUUAUAAAGUCCCCGAAUUCCUUGUCCAAGUGAAGCAGACCGCUUAUGUUCUACAAAUGGUGUCAUUAGGCCCACUUCAUCAUGUUGCGCAUCCUGAAAUGCUUCCUCAUAAAUUGCAUGCUACACGGAAAAUGUUUGACAUGACUAAGGAGGAAUUGGAAAAACAAGUGAUAGGACAUAUUCUCGCUCUAGUUCCCGCGGUAAGAAAAUGCUACCAAUAUCACAUCAAGUAUCAAGACAGGCGUCUUGCUUGGAUGCUCACUUUGGAUGUUUGUUUUAAUAUCUUAGAAAUAUUUAGGACUUUGGGUACAGACAAAAAGUCGGAUCACUGUCUUUUUGAUCGAAAUACUAUUGAAUACACUGCAUACCCCAUGAUAGCUGACAUUCUAAUUCUGGAGAAUCAAAUUCCACUCUGUGUUCUGCUCAAGAUAUUAGAGUUAAAGGGCAAGGAUAAAACAAGCCCAUUUACAGAGCUGUGCGAUCGAGUUGGUAGCUGGUGCCCAAAUAGAAAGGUUGUUCUACCCUUUUAA